Xyrauchen texanus (razorback sucker) is the source of this 1539-nucleotide messenger RNA. RefSeq names its product G protein-coupled receptor 137c (gene gpr137c). NCBI's taxonomy places the organism in Eukaryota, Metazoa, Chordata, Actinopteri, Cypriniformes, Catostomidae. The record is from RefSeq and is a predicted model, not a curated record. Gene Ontology annotation, biological process: positive regulation of TORC1 signaling. The transcript has 7 exons. Gene Ontology annotation, cellular component: lysosomal membrane. The coding region runs from base 263 to 1537 and encodes 424 amino acids.
GGGGCUCUGCUUGUUUGCGUUCCACAUCUUACUUGUAGACAUCCGAGAAUUUGUUUUUCCGCGUAUCCCGUUAGACCCAAACUCAGGGCAGCCUGCGAGUUUUUUUUUUUUAGCCCAUAUGUCAUUUUUUUUUUAUAAGGUUUGACGUUUCUCAAAUCCUUAUCAUUUCAAAACAUCUACAUGAAAAGUUUGAGGCAGUUACGACGUCAUAGGAAAACGUUAGAGCGUUAAAGUUAAAGCCCACUUCACUCAUCCUGUCGAUAUGUUGUUUUUUCGAGAAAAUCGGGUCAGUGUCGGUAUUUGGACGUACUCAUCAUCAUCCUCAACAGCCGAACCGAUCCAGGCUGCCGUUCCCCCCUCCGUGCAGCUCGGGCUCACAGUACUUUACACGGUCCUGUACUCGCUGCUUUUCGUGUUUGUUUACCUGCAGCUCUGGCUCAUUCUGCGCUACGGACACAAGCGCUUCAGCUACCAGAGUGUUUUUCUCUUUCUCUGUUUGCUGUGGUCGGCUCUGAGGACGACGCUCUUCUCCUUCUACUUCAAAAAUGUUGAGCAGGCGAACCAGCUGAAGCCUCUGCCUUUCUGGCUCCUGUAUUGUGUUCCAGUCUGCUUGCAGUUCUUCACCCUAUGUCUGCUCAACCUUUAUUUUGCACAGGUGAUCUUCAAAGCCAAAGCUAAAUAUUCCCCAGAACUCAACAAGUACAAGGUGCCCCUGCGCUUAGGCUUUCUGCUGGCCAGUAUUUUUUUCCUUGUCGUGAACUUGACAUGUACCAUGCUGGUCCAGGGAGGGGCCAGUGAGAGCGAAGUGAAGGAUGCCGUGCUGGCACGCGUGCUAGUUAACGACAGCCUUUUUGUAGUCUGUGCAAUCUCGCUCGCCGUCUGCAUCUUCAAGAUCGCCAAAAUGUCAUCUGCCAACGUCUACCUGGAGUCAAAGGGGACAUCAGUCUGCCAGGCCACUGCAAUUGGGGCAGCAAUUAUCCUCCUCUACACCUCCAGAGCCUGUUAUAACCUGGUAGUGGUGGCUCUGUCUCCUGAAGAUCGGCCCAGCCCGUUCAAUUUUGGCUUGUACAAUAUUUCUGACCAGGCUGAUGCAGAGAAGAUCAAUGGAGAAGCCUACAUAGUCUUUGGAAUCAUCCUGUUCUUCUGGGAGCUGCUGCCAACCAGUCUGGUUGUGUUGUUCUUCAGAGUGCAGCGGCCCAAUCAAAACCUGGUGGCUGGCGGUAUGAUCAACAGUCAUAGCUUUAAUUCCAGGGCGUAUUUCUUCGAUAACCCUCGCCGCUAUGACAGUGACGAUGACCUGUCUCGAAAUGCAAAUUUACGAGGAGAGAGAUGCAGCAGUACCCUGUCGUCAACACCACAAAUGGGCCCCAGUUGGUACGGCUCGAUCCAGAGGAACAGCAGCCUUACGGGGAUCCCUCACCUGCUGAACAGUCCCCAAACAUCAACCGCCCCUCUUCUUUUCGCUUCUGGCAACAUUGAGACCAAUCAACACCACAACUACUAUUCCACCCCACAGAACUACUACUCAACCUCCUAGAC